Messenger RNA from Cygnus olor (mute swan), 1430 nucleotides. RefSeq names its product carboxypeptidase A6 (gene CPA6). Gene Ontology annotation, biological process: proteolysis. The coding region runs from base 1 to 1332 and encodes 443 amino acids. Lineage: Eukaryota; Metazoa; Chordata; Aves; Anseriformes; Anatidae. The record is from RefSeq and is a predicted model, not a curated record. Gene Ontology annotation, molecular function: metallocarboxypeptidase activity; zinc ion binding. The transcript is spliced from 10 exons.
AUGGUAGCUAUCUCAACCUAUUUACUGGUGCAUUGUGCUGCUGUGAGGACCCUUAAAGUGCCAAUUCAAUGUUCUGUUAUUGGCAGUGAUAAAGUCAUACGAGUUGUUCCUGAGAGUGAGAGGGAAACGCAGAUCCUGAAGGCUGCAUUUACCAGGCUUAAGGUGGACCUGUGGCAGCCCAGCAGCACCUUCCACAUCGUCGAAGGUACGGUCACCGACGUGCGAGUGCCACAGAACACAUCCCGAAGUCUGCUACCCUUCCUCCAGCAAGCCAACAUCCAGUACACGAUUCUCAUAUCAGAUCUGCAGAAAGCAAUAGAAAACCAAACUGGUCUGAAGUCAUAUAGGAAUCGAAGGUCCCUCCCUGGGUAUAACUAUGAAGUAUAUCACUCCCUGGAAGAAAUCCAAGACUGGAUGCAUCAUCUGAAUAAAAGUCAUUCAGAUCUUGUUCAUAUGUUCUCUGUUGGAAAAUCCUAUGAAGGGAGACCACUGUUUGUACUCAAGCUAGGUAAAAGAGCACGACCUUACAAGAAAGCUGUCUGGAUAGACUGUGGGAUUCAUGCUAGAGAGUGGAUUGGCCCUGCCUUUUGCCAGUGGUUCGUGAAAGAAGCUCUGCAGACAUACCAGACUGAUCCUACCAUGAGAAGGAUGCUAACUCAGCUGUAUUUCUAUAUUAUGCCUGUAUUUAAUGUGGAUGGAUACCAUUUUAGCUGGACAAAUGAUCGAUUCUGGAGAAAAACAAGAUCAAAGAACUCCAGGUUCCCAUGUCAUGGUGUUGAUGCUAAUCGCAACUGGAAAGUGAAAUGGUGUGAUGAAGGUGCUUCAUUUCACCCAUGCGACGACACCUACUGUGGUCCCUAUCCUGAGUCUGAGCCUGAAGUAAAGGCUGUUGCUCAUUUUCUCCGCAAACAUCGGAAACAAAUAAAAGCCUAUUUGUCCUUCCACGCAUAUGCACAGAUGCUGCUGUACCCUUACUCUUACAAAUAUGCAACUAUUCCAAACUUCAGUUGCGUGGAAUCUGCAGCCUAUAAUGCUGUUAAUGCUCUUCAGUCUGCCUAUGGUGUAAGAUACAGAUACGGUCCUGCAUCUAGCACUUUGUGUGAGUUUCCCUCCAACACAAGUUUACGACUUUCACCUAGCUAUAAUGUGAGUUCUGGCAGCUCUAUGGACUGGGCCUACAAAAACGGUAUCCCCUAUGCAUUUGCAUUUGAGCUGCGCGACACCGGCCAUUUUGGAUUUUUACUUCCUGAGACGCUGAUCAAACCAACCUGCACAGAGACCAUGCUUGCAGUUAAAAAUAUAACUCUUCAUCUGCUGAAGAAAUGUCAUUGAGAGCUAUUUCUAGGAUCUGAAAUUAAGGGCUUUACUUCCAGCAUCAAUGCCUUUCAGUGCAUUUAAUUGUCACAGCAAGCUUAGGCUUAUAGAAGCUA